Molecule: messenger RNA, 4443 nt
Organism: Trypanosoma conorhini
Lineage: Eukaryota; Euglenozoa; Kinetoplastea; Trypanosomatida; Trypanosomatidae
Product: putative pantothenate kinase subunit
Exons: 1
Coding region: 1-4443 (1480 amino acids)
Biological process (GO): coenzyme A biosynthetic process
Cellular component (GO): cytosol; nucleus
Molecular function (GO): ATP binding; pantothenate kinase activity
Source: RefSeq, a predicted model, not a curated record
AUGUCUUCCCAUGUUCUUCAGACUGGUGGUAGCACCGGGUCGAUUGACGGCCAUGCAAGCCAUUUGCAUCUAGAGGAGGCGCAGAAUGCACAAGACGGGCAGGCGCAGGUUCGUGUUUUAAGUUACAACUUCAACAUACUCCCCAGAGGCUGCGGCGGCUUUCAAAAUGAGCGCAUUGACAGUUUUCUGAAGUGCGUUAAUGAGUACGAUGUCUUGCUGUUUCAAGAGGUCUAUGCUGCUACUGUACUGCCGUAUUUUUUGCAGAGGCGUGUCUGCUAUCAGAAGCGUUUCGUGGACGAGCUGAAAGAGCGUGGAUUCACACAUUACGUCAUAUCAAGGCAGCCGUCAUAUCCGACGAUUCUUCGCGAAAACGUGCAUUCCGAUAACGGUCUCAUUAUCGCCUCUCGGUUUCCCAUUGAGCACUGCGGCUCACACACCUUUGACGGCGCUGAGCGCGGCAGCUCGGCCGUUCGCAGAGGUUGCCUUUUCGCGGAGGUCAUGGUGCCUGCGCAGGACGGUGGAUCUGUGCCCCUUCUUCUCUUCAACGUCCACCUGCGUGAGGCAGAGGGCGCCGUGGCGACGUCCGCGCAGGUGAUGGAGACCCGGCGAUUUAUUGACUCCGUCAUUGGCACCCUCUACGGCGAGAACAAUGAGGCGAGCAAGAUCCCACUCGUGGUGGCCGGCGACUUCAACGUCAACGGCAUUGGCCUUCACGACGACGGGCAGCCGGCAAAGCCGUUCACGGAGCUCAUGCAGGAACUACAGCCGAUGGGGGGUGGACUGAGCGAGGUGAUCCUUGAAACCCUCGGCCACCACCCUCCGACCCGUCCCUCAAGGCCGUUCUUUCCGUCUCGGUCAAAAUUGAACCGAGACUUGUUGACGCCGCAGCGGCAGGACUUUUUCUUUGUUACCCCCGCGGCGGGCGUUCGUAUGGCAUGCAUCCGAAAAUUUGUUGCAAGCAGUCGCAGACCGUACGUCUACCUCUCGGAUCACUUUGGCGUGUCCGCAACGCUGGGCGUCUCGGCGACGCAGCCAAGGGUGCCCGCGAAGGCAGCAUCGCGUCCAAUUCCGACGGCGUUCAUGCCCGGGGGCAUUGUUCACCAGCACUCCAAUCCACUUUUGAGCGCGAAAAUGGAAUUUGUUCUGUUGCUUUUGCCGGCGUGUGCCGCGAUGUACUUCAACUCCCUCACGCUCUGUGGGCUGGGAAUAUUAUGGUUCCUGCUGUGGUGGUUCAUCUCACGCAUCUGCGUCCUAAGCAACGAGCGGCAAUUCGCCACCGUGACACGCGCCGUUGUCGAGGGCAAGGAGGCCGUCAGAUUUCCCCACCCCAAGGAGUAUGACUCGCUGCAUGAGGUCAAAACUAUUGCGGAGAUGUGGCAAAAAACGGUCUGCCUUCACAGUACGUUGCGCUGUUUAGGGCAGAGCGAUGCGGCGGGUCGGCCGGAGUGGCUCACGUACGCGGCCGUGGAGGCAAAGGUGCGGGAGCUUGGCUCUGGGCUUUGCGCCCUCGGCCUCGCCCCCGGGGAUGUGAUUGGGGUGGACUGCCAGGCGAACAGGAACGCCGUCAUCCUGGAGCUUGCCUGUGCCACGUAUGGUUUUACCACAAUGACGCUCGUGGGAAAAAGUAAUGCGCUCCGAACCCUAAUCGAUGGGCAGAAUGUAAAAGUGGUAUUUGCAAGCCGAAACGCUGUAGCAUCGCUUCUGACCUGUCGCUCGCGUAAUCUGGAGACUGUGGUGAAUGUGCAUUCGUUCCAAGACGCCGAGGACGAGGCAGUGGCGCGCGACGUCGGGAUUACGCUCCUUUCGUACGAUGGGGUCUGUUACAACGGUCGACUGCAUCUUGUGGCUCCGCCGCCGCACGUGGCUGAAGAAACGGUCUUCUCAUUGGCUGUUGACACAGCCACGACAGGGAAUCCUCUCAGCGUUGUUCGCGUGACGCAUGCCGAUGUGCUUCGCGAUGUCCGCAGUCUGGUCGCCACGGCCGUGCUCCCCAACUCGCAUGGGAAGCAACUUCUUGUGCAGUUUGCACCGUUUUCGAAGCUGUUUAACCGCGUUUUCAUCUUGGGCCUCUUUGCGCACGGAAGUUGUGUGGCCACGUCGGAGAGCGCCACCAGGCAUGCAUUCGCCACGUUCCGUCCAACCAUCAUGUUGGCUUCCCCCUCUUUAUUCGCCACGAGUGAGAUCGAGCUGAAACGACGCAACGAGCGUUACGGGCGUGUUUACACUUGGCUGUUCGAGAAGGCGCUGCAAAUACGCUCUGUGCUCAUCAAUGUGCACUGCCGGGACUCGUCCGUCUUGCGCUUCCUCUUUUUCCGCGCCAUCCAACGCAAGCUUGGCGGCCACGUCGAGAAAAUCGUGCUAUGCGUUUCUGAAGAAAGUGUGUCGUGCCGACUGCAGGAGCACAUUGCGGUCUGCUACUCACCCUGUACGCGGGAGGUGUUUUUUAUGCCCUCCGAGGGCGUCUUCUGCGUUGACGGUCUUCCGGCGCCCGGCAUUCGGGUUGAGUUGGGGCCGCUCGACGGGCCCGCGACGAAGGCCACACUUGGGCAGCUCACCCUCGUGCGCGACGGCGGGAGAAAACACGCCCUGCCGAUCGCGGCCAAGUGGAACGAUAACCGGACACUGCGGCUCAUGGGACCUCCUGGAGGUAUUCUUUUACCCAGCGGAGGCGAGUACGUCGUGGCGGCGGAGCUGGAGCGCCUCUUUGCCCAAUCGCGGUACGUGAACGAUAUAUUCCUCUACGCACGGCCGUCGCGUCCCAUAAUUGCCAUCGUGACGCCCAACCGUGAUACAGUGGAAUUUGAGUGGCAGCAACAGCACUCCACGGGCGUCCAUAAUGGCGCUGAGGACGAGGCUGGCGCCGGUGCUGAGGCGGCGCUGUUGAACUGGACUGAGCUUUCGCGUUACGCGUCAGGGCUUCUGCUUGCAGACUUUCGGCGUCUCGUGAACCUGAACGGCCUCCAUGCAUCGCAGGUCCCAGGGUUUGUGCACCUCCACCCGCAUCCGUUCCUCGACCAUGAGGGCUUCUUGACCGCUUACGCGGGAGUACGGCGCGAGUGUGUGGCACAGUACUUCAAAGCCGUCAUUGAGCGCUGCUACUCGGACACCGAUUCCCACUCCAUCCCGACACCGAGCUACAGCAGCGGCGGCGUCAGCAGCGAUGACGACUCUGCGGAAACGGCCUCCCGUGUUGGGCAACUCUCACUUCGGGUUCCCGUGACCAUUGACAUUGGCGGAAGCUUUGCCAAGUUCCUCUACGUGAAGCCUCCUGGCCACUUCGACAUCCCCGACUACCUGGUGAACGAGUCCUCUUCCCUCUCGGACCGAAUCAAUUUGCGAACCUUUAAGUUCUUUGCCGGCGCCCAAGUCCCAGAAGAGCAGCCCCAAGCCUUUACUUCCUCCACCGUCGGCACAGUGCGCUUCGCAAAGCUGCCAUCAAAGCGCAUUCCGGAUUUUAUCGCGUACCUGGAGGAAACUAAGGCACUCAACCUGUACGGUGAGGAAUACCGCAAGUGUAUACGAGCAACUGGCGGUGGCGCCUUCAAAUACGCGGCACUUGCGAAGAAGAAGCUUGACAGUUCCUUUCAGGCGAUGCGGGAGAUGGACGCUGUGGUGCAGGGCCUCGUUCUUGUCAUUCGCUUGGCCCCGUCGUCUAUUUUUACUGUGGAUCCCCCAACUGGAAUUCACUAUCCCCACAAGCUGCACGGUUCUCCGGGAGACCCACUGUGGCCUUUUCCGUGCUUGCUUGUGAACAUCGGCUCUGGUAUUUCCAUCAUCAAGUGCCUUGGCCCGGACGGCUCGCACGUGCGUGUUGGGGGAAGCCCCAUUGGCGGGGCAACCUUCUGGGGGCUUGUGCGCACCAUGACGGACAUGACCUCGUGGGAGGAGGUGCUGGAGAUCAUGCGGCUGGACGGCCCUGGCGACAACAAAAACGUUGACCUUCUGGUUGGCGACAUCUACGGCUACAACGCGAAGGACCUGCCUGCGAUGCUCUCGGUCGACACCGUCGCCAGCACCUUUGGCAAGUUUGGCACGGACCGAUCCUACGAGGCGAUGGCGGGGCUGUGGUCGCAGAGCAACUUUGGCGAUGACAGGAGUGACGUGAUUUCGCCCUCUACAAGCUCGUCUCCCGUCUCGCCGACGCCGCUUUCGAAAUGGAAGAAGAAGGCGUGUGCCAUGGACAUUGUGCGGUCGCUGCUGAAUAUGAUCUCGAGCAACGUCACGCAACUGGCGUACCUGCACAGCCGCGUGCAGAACGUCCAGAAUAUAUUUUUUGCCGGUGGUUUCGUGCGGGAGAACCCCAUCAUUUGGAGCCUCAUCAGCGCGACGCUGCAGUACUGGUCGAAGGGGGAGUGCCACGCCCACUUCCUCGAGCACGACGGCUACCUCGGGGUCCUGGGCUCCGCGACGAUGUCGGUGGAGGCAGAAACCGCAGCCACGUGA